AUGGUAAGGAAGGUUUAUUUGAGCUAUCGUAGAUCCAAAAGAAACAGAAAUCAGGAUACAUAUUCUUCAACUAACAAUGCAGGGGAUGAACCAUCCUUCUUAGGCCCUGAAGGAAAAAAUGCAACGGCUGGCCCUUCUUUUGUUACUGAACAUGGAGGUGGCACUGUGCCAGUAGAGGCUUUAAAAUCUGCAAUACAGGUUGAGCCUGUUAUAGUGCUGCAUCAUCGGAUUCAACCACUCUACAAGAAAAGGGGGUUACCUCAUGCACACAUGUUGCUAAUUCUUCGAAAUAUUGAUAAACUCAGGGAAAUAGAAGAUGUAGAUGCUUUGGUGAGUGCGGAAAUCCCUGACCCACAAACUAACUCCAGGCUAUAUAACAUUGUCAAAAACUGUAUGAUUCAUGGGCCAUGCGGGACUAUCAAUCCAAAAUCGCCUUGCAUGGAAGACGAACACUGUACUAGGCGUUUUCCAAAAGAAUUCGCUGAUGAAACAUCAUUAAACGUUAAUGGGUAUCGAUAUAUAGGCGAAGAAAUAAUAGAACUAUGA
Molecule: messenger RNA, 546 nt
Organism: Nezara viridula (southern green stink bug)
Lineage: Eukaryota; Metazoa; Arthropoda; Insecta; Hemiptera; Pentatomidae
Source: the annotation of a GenBank genome assembly